AUGGAUCGUCAAUCAAAAGCAGGGUUGUUGGAACGUAAUAAGGUCCAAAAUCUGCCGAACAAUCCUCCAUCUGACGGAAAGAAUUCAGAACCACGGAUCCAAAUCGACCUGGUUUACUGUCUGCGGCGCGGUUGGCGUACGACUAACCGGAGAGGAAAGCCUGGAAAAUCGAUUGUUCUAUUCCAAGGUCCUCCAGAGGCCGCACCUGUCAACUAUUCUGUUCCUCCAACUAAGAAGAGAAACCGGGAGGAGGAGCCCGUCGAAGAUGACGGGAACCGGCGGAACCCCUCAGCGAAGAAGCUGAUCAUUAUGGAACCAGGCGCCUCUUCUUCAUCAGGGAGGCCGAUUCCUCAAAAUGGUGCCGAAAGGGAUGCAGAAAGCAGCCGUUCGGCCAAAGGGAAGGCGCCUGCUGUGACGCCCACGAAGCAGUACUUCUGCGACAACUGCCGCAAGAAGUUUGAUUCCCACUUUGCACUGGGCGGCCAUCGGGCGUUCCAUGUAAGGGAGACGAGAAGGUGGUGGGGCCACCAGCCAUCAUGGGGGGCUUUAUGGUAUGGACAGCAGGGGGUGCCGCCGAAUUACCAAGAGACUGUGCACGUGCACCGUGAGCAGCACGAAUGCCCGUGGUGCGACAGGAGCUUCACAACCCGACAGGGCCUGUCGGCACACAGCCGGUUUUGCCGCAUGAGGAGGCAGCGAGAAGAGAAUCAAAAACCUGCGGUGGGCAGGGAUUUUGAUCUCAAUCAGCUCCCCCCGGAGGCUUUCUUACCUGAGGAAAUCCUGAGGCUGACUUGGCGCUAG
Messenger RNA from Sesamum indicum (sesame), 801 nucleotides. RefSeq lists its product as uncharacterized. NCBI's taxonomy places the organism in Eukaryota, Viridiplantae, Streptophyta, Magnoliopsida, Lamiales, Pedaliaceae. Gene Ontology annotation, cellular component: nucleus. Gene Ontology annotation, biological process: regulation of DNA-templated transcription. The record is from RefSeq and is a predicted model, not a curated record. Gene Ontology annotation, molecular function: transcription cis-regulatory region binding; DNA-binding transcription factor activity.